AUGACGGAGAGCGAUGCCAAGCACAGCCAACUUGUGGCGCGCCUGAAGCGCCAGACGGGCCAGCUGCGCAGCGAUCUCGAGGACGUCCAGGAUGCGGCCGCGUCCAGGUCACAGCAGUGCAGCCUGCGGAUCGACGCCGCGCGCGACCUCAUGAUCGAGCUCCAGACCGUCCUCGCACGGCCAGUCGCGCCCGUGGACUCCAGAGGCGCUCCGGAGGCCCAGGCGCUCGUGUCGGAGGCCCUGUCGCAGCUCGCCCACGCGACGUGCAGUCUGACGGGGCACAGGCCCGCCGUUCCAACGCAACAGCCCGCCCCGCGCCCGAGCAUCGCGCCCGGCCUGGGGCGCACUGAACCGUGCGCGGGGCCGGCUGCGCCGGAGCGCACGCCGUCGCCGGGGGACGUCGCGAGGGAUGCGGAGGUGGCGGAGCUGCGGCAGCUGGUGGUGGCGCUGCAGACGACGGUGCAGGGGUACCGGGCGGCGCUCGCGAGGGCCGAGGGGCAGCUGCGCGAGGAGAACCGCUCGAGCUUCCUGCUCGGGCAGCGGCGGGGGAUGCGCGUCGCGAAGCAGCAACAGCAGCGGCAAGACGAGGCGCCGGAGGUGCCGGGGCGGCAGCAACAACAUGAAGCAACACAGGCUGCGAGCCCUGUGCGCGCCGGGGCCGCGCGGGGUGCGGAGGCGCGCGGGGAGGCGGUGCAGACCGGCGUGGACCCGGCGGUCGUCGAGGACCUGCGGGCACGCGCGCGCAAGGCCCUGGCGAUCUGCGCGGGCCGGUGGCAGGCCAGCGCCCCUGCCUUCGGCUGA
Messenger RNA from Pedinophyceae sp. YPF-701, 801 nucleotides. The record is from the annotation of a GenBank genome assembly. Lineage: Eukaryota; Viridiplantae; Chlorophyta; Pedinophyceae.